This is a messenger RNA of Clupea harengus (Atlantic herring), 3771 nucleotides long. It is a transcript of the gene gpr156, whose product is annotated as G protein-coupled receptor 156. Gene Ontology annotation, cellular component: membrane; G protein-coupled receptor heterodimeric complex. Lineage: Eukaryota; Metazoa; Chordata; Actinopteri; Clupeiformes; Clupeidae. Gene Ontology annotation, molecular function: G protein-coupled GABA receptor activity. Gene Ontology annotation, biological process: G protein-coupled receptor signaling pathway; gamma-aminobutyric acid signaling pathway. The record is from RefSeq and is a predicted model, not a curated record.
AAGCAUGUGGUAAUGAUGGAUUCUAAGUUGUUGCAUAAACAUCCGACUAAAAGUAAUUGUGUUUGAGGUGUUUUCUUAAUAUUCCGAUUCACUUUUCCGCUGAAUUCUGAUGAAGGGAAAAUGUGUGGCUAUGAGCCUGCCUUUUUACGAGCCUUCAAUCUCUCUUCAACCUCAGUUAGGCUAUGAUCUUAGAACAGUUUGUGGACCAACUACAGCACAUCUAGGCGUAGUUAAUUAUUUAAAAAAAAAAAUCGAGACAUAUCAACAGUUAGGCCUACUACAUCGAUACCAGACUGUUUAAAUUCAUGAGUUCUAUGGCUCAUCGUCUGACCCCCCUCCGCCCCUGCUAGGCUUCCUCCUGCUGUUGCUACCUAUUAAUUACAGCGCCUCUCACUCUCACACUCCCUCAAAUUCGCUGACAUUCUCCUGACUGCAUAUUCUCCUGUCUAUGGACGCUUAAACUUUAGCACAAGAUUCGCACUCUUGUAUCCGCAUAUCGAAUUGUUUGCCACAACGAAACGCAGUAGAGUAGUUUAGUAUUUCAGUGUGCGCAAAAAGAAAUUAAGGUUUCAGCUACUUCACAGACUUGCCGGAGAACUCAUUGAGAUGAGAAAGACGUGUGCAUAAAUGGGUCCUUCUCUUUCGUUUUCCGAAACUACCACCAUGGAGCGCCAGCGGUGGAGCGACAACGGAAUAAUCCAUGCGCCAGCCUGACAGAAGUCUCUUACAUUCGGCUCAGGAUGUGUGUGUGAGCUGAGGAAAUAGCAGGUGCAGUCAUGCAGUUGGGGGCGAACUGCAGUUCCGAGUGCGAGUCAGGAGUGUGUUACAUCCACCCACGGCUCAGCGGCCAGGAUGGCUGGGACAUACUGCAGAGACUUUGCUCCCUCUCUACAGGGAGGGUAAUGGAGGUGCAGGGGCGUUCUCUGUCUACGGUGCUGUGUGCUGUGGUGUGGACGCUGCUCUCCUGUGGAAUCCUGCUGACCCUCUUCUUCCUCCUCUUCACCCUGCGCUUCAGGAACAACAGGAUCGUGAAGAUGUCCAGUCCCAAUCUGAAUGUGCUGACCCUGUGUGGAAGCGUUCUGACCUACAGCAGUGGUUUCCUGUUUGCUAUUGAAGAGAAGACGCUGAUUCAGGGAAUGGGGCCCAGAGCAGUACUGCAGGCCCGGGUGUGGACGCUGUGUAUUGGGACCACACUGGUGUUCGGACCCAUCCUGGGGAAGACGUGGCGUCUGUAUCGAGUGUUCACACAGCGCAUCCCUGACAAGAGAGUGAUCAUCAGAGACAUCCAGCUAAUGGGCCUGGUGGCUUUGCUGCUUCUGGUGGACAUUCUGGUUCUGGGCACCUGGGGUCUGGCCGACCCAAUCAAAUGUACACACUCGGUUGGAGCAGUAGUCAAGGUGGUGGAGGUGGACGUGUCCUACUCUCUGUCCCAGCUGGACUCCUGCUCCUCCCAGUACUCCGACCUCUGGACUAUUCUCCUCUCCGUCCUCAAGGGUGUUCUCCUCCUCUACGGGACCUACCUAGCGGGCCUGACCAGCAACGUCAGCCUGCCUCCGGUCAACCAGUCCCCGACCAUCAUGGCCGCCGUUUGUCUGGUGACUAUGUCAUCCGCGGUGGCCAUCCCAGUCUCGCGGUACCUGCACGCCUGGCCCAACCUGGUCUACAGCGUGGUGGCGGGGGCCAUCUUCACCUGCACACUGGCCAUCAACUGCCUGCUGUUCAUCCCUCAGCUGACCCAGUGCAGGCAGUUUGAGGAGGAGAUGAACCCAAACCCGAGUCAGAUGUCCAAAUACUUCAGCAGCCCCAGCCGGAGCCUGCGCUCCAUGUACAGCGAGGAUGAGAUCUACUACCUGCUGGGAGAGAACACCUCCAUGAAGAGGAUCCUCAAUGAGAAAAAUGCAGUGAUCGACAGUCUGCAGGAACAAGUGAGCAACGCCAAGGACAAACUCCUGAAGCUCAUGUCCGUGAGUCACCCCCGCGUGGACGGAGAGAUGGACUCUUCCGACCCCAACCUCAACUCCUGCUCCACCCAGACCACAGUGGUACAUCCCGACGGGCCAGCUACACCCCCCGCGCCCGAGAGUGAGGUGUUGGUCUCCGCCCUGCCCCUGCCAGCCUCUCCCCCGCCAUAUGUGCCUCCUCCCCCAAUGCCACCCUCUGCGCUGGCAUUGGCUUCCUCAAAUCAUGAUCACUCCUCCUCAUCCCUUCCUCCACCUCUUCUCCAGCCUCAACCUUGCCCCUUCUCUCCUCCCCCAGCUGAUGGUAGCUCCUACAGUUCCCACAGCAACCAAAGGAGGGCAGAGUUGGCACCUGAGAGACUGAGUCUAAGGAGAUGUUCUGAAGAGACGCAGUCCAAACCCGCGGCCACACUUAACUCAGGCUCUGAGGUCACUAGAGUGGAGGAAGCAUUGGUGGCUAGUCCCACCACUCAGCCUAACCACGUGCAUGGAUCCACCCUCCUGUCCCCAACAUGGUCCGGACCAGCCCAGGCAGACUCUAUGGGACCAACGGGAGAUACCAUUGUGUCACCGCCGGCUACGGGGGGUGGCUGGCCAGGUUUCAUAAGCAACGAGCAGCUGCAGGAGAUCCUGCAGGACCUGAGCAUGGAUGCCAGGGACACGUCCGCCUUCCGGUCACCUGACCACACGAGGAGUCCGUCCACCAAUCAGAUCCAGGACGAGCUCUCCCCGCUUUCUCCUCGCUCGCCCUGUUCCCGUUUCUACUUCCGCUACCCCAGCAUCUCUCCCUACACCAUGCGUAAGCGCAGGCCCCCCUUCUACCCACACAGGCCCAGCCCCCACCACACGGGGUUCACCCCCCCGCGGCGGAGCAAGGAAACGGGGCUCCACAAACAGGACGAGUCUCAGGGAACUGGGGACCCAAUAAAAAACGACUCCAGUCUUGUUUUAUGUAGCGAGGACGGCAACAAAGGUAGGGGUGAGGUAGACGAGGGAGAGGAGAGGGCCGUUGGUGCCUCGCCCCGUCGGCGACGCAGAGAAAGGCGUUGGGCGCGCCGCGGACCUCCCCCUCCUCGCAGGUGCUCCGUCACGCCUUACUCGGGCCAGUCCCACAGACACGCUCCCCCUGACCCAGAAGGAGGGAAAAGUAGGAACCAGGAAGCUGAGCUCGGGGUGGACCCUUAUGGCUACUCGGACUCGGACUCGGACAGCAGCUCAGAGGACUACUGCUACUACCACCGGCCCUACUGUGAGUCCUGUCUGCAGGGCCCCUACGAGUCCUCCGACAGCACGUCGGAAACCUCGGACAGCGAGUACGGGGGCGUCUUUGACCACACCACACACCCCGUGGUCAACUUCAACGAGGACCUCAAACCCACAUUUGUCUGAGUGUGUAUGUAUGUGUGUGUUUGUGUGUGUGUGUCUGUAUGCAAAUGAACAAAUGCAGAUGAACUGCAGGUGAAUCUAGUAAAAGUAAUCUAUAUCUUUGUACAUCACUAACAUAUGUACAGUGGUUCACCACCGACAGUUGUAGGUUCUAGAUCGAUAGCGAGAGACCAAUGCCACUUGUAGUGUGCCUUUGUGAUGUACCUUCAUGUUACAUUCACGCUAAGUAAUGCUGCACUCCACUGCUGGGUGGACACGUGAUCCUCUAAGCUCUAAACUGAAGUUAGUCACCUGCAGAAGAGCACUAAGGAAAUGUCAGACUGAUGGAGUUGGACUGUUACAUGAUGCAUGACUAACUUAACCUUCUUCACCUAUCAGGGAUGUGUGAGUUUAAUUAGCAUCUCUCUCUCUCUCUCUCUCUCUCUCU